AUGGCCUCCGUUUCGCCACCUAAGCCGUGGGAGAGGGCAGGCGCUGCUGCGGGCUCUGCCAUCACAGCUUCACCUUCACCCACCGCCCCGACCACCAUGACCGCAUCCGCUGCCCCGACCGCGGCCAGCGCCUCGGCCCCAACGCCCACCGCAUCCUCCACCUCCGCUGCCCCCGAUCUCCCCUCUCGCCCCAAUUCCUUGAACUCCGUCGUCAAUCGCAACGCAUCCACCUACUCGCCCUACGGCGCUUCCCGCUUUGGCUCGUCUCCCUACGGCGGCUACGGGUCCUACUCCUCCCCGUACUCGCGCUUCGGCUCCAUGGGCUCCAUGUAUGGGGGCUACGGAGGCUACGGCGGCAUGUACGGUGGCAUGGGGGGUAUGGGCGGCAUGGGUGGGAUGUACGGCGGCGGCAUGCCUGGUGACCCCAACGAUCCCAACAGCCUGACGAACUCGUUCAGCCAAAGCACCCAGGCCACGUUCCAGAUGAUCGAGAGCAUCGUCGGUGCCUUUGGCGGGUUCGCUCAGAUGCUGGAGAGCACAUACAUGGCGACUCACAGCUCUUUCUUUGCCAUGGUCUCGGUUGCCGAGCAAUUCGGGAACCUCCGCAACACUCUUGGCUCGGCCUUGGGGAUCUUCACUAUCAUCCGCUGGUUCAGAACUCUGAUCGCGAAACUGACCGGCCGUCCUCCCCCGGUGGAUGCGACCGCGCUGACCCCGUCGGCCUUCGCGGCUUUCUUGAACGGCCGCUCCUCCCCCGCCACUCUGCCUGACGGCUCUCCCGCCCCUCCGAAACCCUCCAAGAAGCCGUUCUUCAUGUUCCUUAUCGCCGUCUUCGGUCUGCCCUACCUGAUGGGCAAGCUCAUCAAAGCCCUCGCACGCUCGCAGGAGGAGCGUCGCCAGAUGAUGGUCGGGCCGGACGGCGAGCCCUUGCAGCAGGGCCAGGGCGCCCCGCUCGACCCCUCUAAGCUCGACUUCUGCCGCGUGCUCUACGACUACUCCCCGGAGGCGCAGGAGAGCUCGGGGAUCGACCUCGCCGUGAAGAAGGGCGAUAUCGUGGCCGUGCUCGGCAAGUCUGACCCCAUGGGCAACGCCUCGGAGUGGUGGCGAUGCCGUGCUCGUGACGGCCGUGUCGGCUACCUGCCCGGCCCGUACCUGGAGACGAUCCAGCGACGACCCCCGCAGCAGGCGAUCACCUCGGGCACCGAACGCAGCAACUCGAUGCAGGCCCGUGCGGCGGAAGAAAUCGCCACCGAGACGGUCAAGAAGCCCGAGGCCAAGGGCAAGCCAGGCGAUAUCUCCCCUGAAAGCUUCCAGAAGAGCGCCUUCUACACAUGA
Molecule: messenger RNA, 1335 nt
Organism: Aspergillus heteromorphus CBS 117.55
Lineage: Eukaryota; Fungi; Ascomycota; Eurotiomycetes; Eurotiales; Aspergillaceae
Gene: pex13
Product: peroxin PEX13
Exons: 3
Coding region: 1-1335 (444 amino acids)
Biological process (GO): protein import into peroxisome matrix, docking
Cellular component (GO): peroxisomal membrane; peroxisomal importomer complex; peroxisome
Molecular function (GO): protein binding
Source: RefSeq, a predicted model, not a curated record